AUGUCCGGCCACGCCCACAACAAGCGCCCGGACAAGCAGCAACAACCGCUGCCACCGUCGCCGUGCACGCCGACGCCUGGUGAGCUCCUCCAGCGGAAGCGUAAGCGUCUGGAAGAAGUCAAGGACCAGCUCGAGCAGAACAAGCGCCAGGCCACUCGCCGCUCUCUAGGAGCCCUCGACAGCCUCCAACCUCCGCCACGCGCUCAGGGGCACGGGCAUGGUCAUCCACGACAGCAACAGCGCCCUCACGCGAAGCUCCCGACCGCCCACCCACCACAGGUCAACCCACCCCAGCAGCUCAUGCCACCGCCAGUCGUUCCAGCCCAGACGAUAUGGGAAGGCGAUACUGACACUCUGUGGCGCCUGACAGAGGGAGACAAGAUGACCCUCAGCAUCACCCUCCUGCCGCCGUCGCUGAACCCAAAAGACGUCGACCUGCACUCCAAGUCCGCCACCAAGACUCUCAAGUUCAACUUCGAAACAACCUGCAAGGAGCCCAUGACUUUGUUCAGUACCACCAGCCCGGCCGAGACAUGCCUGUACAUCAAGCUAUUCAUGCACGAGACCCACCUCGUCACCGAACGCCGUGAGCCCGGUCUCGUGCGGAUGGAAGGGCAGGCGUUGGACAAGAUGUGGGACUACGUGCGCAAGAACGACUCCGUGGAGGGCCCGCGUGGUAGACCCGGCGGAGCGGAAUACCUUCCGGCCGGUGGCAAAGGCUGGGUGGUCGUGGCGCCGUACGUCGCGGAGGCGACCAACCUUCCAGGGGUCUCUUACUCGAUCAUCGCUGUGCUUGUCCCUGGCGAUCCGAACGUGAGAUGGUUCUACACUCCCUACCGCGUCUCCGACGUCCUCAGGUACCUCAUCAGCAGGCCGACACCCGGUCUGCAGAUCGCGCGCGAGUUGCCGCCGGGCAGCAGGUCGCAGAGGUCGCUGUAUGUGUGGGUGAAGGAGUGUUUCAAACCGGCGAUGGAGUUUCCCGACGCAGAUGUUUUCGUCAAUGCGAAGAAGAUUACCGAUUACUGUGCGCCGAUCGUCGACCCGGACAAUGCGCUGAAGAGGCUUGAGAAGCGUGAGGCUUGGACUGGUGCAAGAGGGUACCACCGGGAUGGAGGUGUGAAGGGCAAGGACGAGGAGGUGUGCCCGAGUGAUGACCGGUAUCUAGUGGAGCUUCAGCCGGCGGAGCGAGAGAUUGCUGAGAAGGUCGGCCUAAAGUGCGCAGAGUACUUACUCGUCAAGCGCGAGUUCUUCAGUGCCUUCUACCAAGAGAUCUACCGCAGCGACAGGCCCAUCUCUCGUGGCGUGACGAACGACAACGCCAACGGCCCGCACACCGAAGCUCCUGCUCGCGCACGCGCCCCCGACAACACGGAAGACGACGCAGUGGUCGACCGCCCAGCCACCUCGACCGCAACAAACCCGUUCCAACCCCUUCCUCCUGCCACGCCGAAGGCGAAGCCAAACCCCAAGCCCAAGCCCUUCGCCAACGCUUCCGCCACCCCAGCCGCAACAACCCCAGGCACCUUCCAACUCCGCCGCACCGCCCGCCCAGCAGCUCCCCUCCGCAAUCGCGAAGACACGCCCCAGCGCAUCGGCGAAGGCAGCGAGCGCGCUCACAGCCCGUCCGUCGCUUCCACCAGCAACCGUCCCACACCUACCCCCGGCUCGCCGAUCGACAACACCCCAGGCACUCGCACGCAGGCCUUGAGUGGACGCGCAGAUGGCCGUGGCGGAGUGAAGCGCGGGUGGAAGAAGAAUGUGCGUACGGAUCAUGCGCAUCAGGUGUGGAUGGGGGAUCAUUACAAGUGGAAGGCGACGAGGGCAAAGUUGCUGAUAAUUGGGUGGAAGGAGAUGGGCUUCCUCGACGAGAGCUGGUACGUCCACUGGAUCAAGAAGGGUGGCGUUUUCGAAGGCGAGUUGGGAGGAGAUGCGAGGGAGUAG
Molecule: messenger RNA, 1941 nt
Organism: Saxophila tyrrhenica
Lineage: Eukaryota; Fungi; Ascomycota; Dothideomycetes; Mycosphaerellales; Extremaceae
Exons: 3
Coding region: 1-1941 (646 amino acids)
Source: RefSeq, a predicted model, not a curated record